GCGUAAGAAUGAGGUUAUGUUCAAUCAUCCGUCUGUCAGUCAUACAUAAAUAUAAACAAAACGAAGAGCCUUUGAAAAGGGCUAUAUUCGGGUCGAUAUGACCACACAAACGAAUAAUUUUGUCUUGGAUAUUGAUAUAGAUCCCAAUGAUAUCUGUCGAAUAUGUUUAAAGACAUCCCAGGCAAUGACUGACCUAUACCACAUAACUAUACCAGAAAGUAGCGACUAUAUCAUAGAUUUCCUCAGGAGAAUCACCCAGCUAAAGCUAACAAAGUCUGAUAGUCUUCCUGAAAACGUAUGUUCUGUAUGUUUAAGUGCAACAUUUACUGCAUAUAGUUUAGUUCAUCAAUGUGUAACAUCAGAUAAUAUUUUGAGGAACUAUGAGACUCGGAGAAUGUUACGUAUAAUUGAAGAUGAGGCUUUAAAGGAUGAGGAUUCAGUUGUCAAAGAAGAGCAGUGUGAUUGUGUAAAAACAGAAGGUGAGGAUCUUUGUAGUGAUAAAGAUUCAGCCGAAGAAACUCUGGGUACUCCUAGCAAAACAAAAUAUCAAUGUGAAAAAUGUCUUAUGGCAUUUGGUAAUAAGAGAAAAUUCAUCAAACAUCAGACUGUUCAUCUAAAGAGGCCUUAUGAAUGUUUAGAAUGUAAUCAGACAUUUUCUAAGCAGCUACAUUUAGAUGUACAUUCGAGAUCUCACUCUAAAGAGAAAAAAUUUACUUGUGAUAAAUGCGGGCAACAGUUUAUUUUUGAGUAUCUUCUAAAGCAACAUGAGUACAAACAUUCUGAUAAAAAGCCUUUCCCUUGUACAAAAUGUAGUAAAGGCUGUCUAACAGCUGAAAGCCUUAAAAGGCACAUGAAAAUACAUGAGGAAGGGUAUCGGAAAAAAACCUAUACAUGUGACACAUGCAAAAAGUCUUUUCUAUAUCCCAGUUUUUUGCAAGAGCAUAUCAAAAGCCAUACAGGUGAGAAACCACAUUUGUGCUCAGUAUGUGGCAAAAGUUUUAGACAAAGUGGGGCCUUACAUUUUCAUCAGAGAAUACAUACAGGACAAAAACCAUUCGAAUGUAGUACUUGCAAGCAGACAUUUAUUUCUCAGAGUGUUUUGAAGAUUCAUAUGCGCAAACACACAAAUGAGAGACCUUAUGUAUGUAACACAUGCAGUGCAGGUUUUCGACAGGUGCAGGACUUGAAGAGACAUCUGAGUAUUCACACAGGAGAAAAACGCAUAUUGUGUCCAGUUUGUGGCAAGAAAAUGGCUACAUCUGGUCAGCUAACAAUACACCUACGUUCUCACACUGGUGAGAAGCCAUUUCAAUGCCCAGAGUGUGAAAAAAAGUUCGCAACUCGCCAUUUGUUAAGAAAACACAUGGGUGCCCAUGAACGAGGUUCUGUCAGACAAACCAAAGCCUCCAAAACAAAGAAAGCUAGAGGCGGCGAGAAGAAUACCAAAGAUAAUACUGGAGAAAUUACCAGAGAUAUCACCAAGGAUAUCCAAGAGAGCACCUUAGUAAUCAUUAGUAGUGAAAAUAUCAACACUGAGCAGAUCCUUAUAGAAAAUGAAGAAUUUCAAAGUAAUCAUUCGUCACUAAAGCAACCGAAAAUCACUGUCAUAUUACCAUCUUCAAAUUUGACGGCUCAAGGAACAUGAAAAAAAUACUAAAUUGUAAUUAAAUAAUAUAUUAAACUCAUAUAUUUACAAUAAAUACAAAAUAUCGGCCUUACUGGCAGUACAAAGUGUCUUUUCAAAACGUCUAUGUCACAUCACUAUUUACAAAACAAUCUGCAUAUAAAAACAAAUAUUUGUAGAUCUAUUUUAGUGGCUUGGUAAAGUUUGACUACAAUAAAAUUCAUCUUUACUACAUGACAUUGGUAGUACUGUACUAAAAAAUAAAACAAACAAUUGUGAAU
Messenger RNA from Acanthoscelides obtectus, 1905 nucleotides. Lineage: Eukaryota; Metazoa; Arthropoda; Insecta; Coleoptera; Chrysomelidae. The record is from the annotation of a GenBank genome assembly.